AAACUUAGGGUUUGAAGAACAUAUCUCACCUUCAAUUCCCAGAAGAAAUUAGGUAUUCUGAGAGCUGUACAAAGAGGUGACAAUGAAAAAAGGAAAUUCUUCAGACGAUUGUCUUCCAAAGUUCUUUAAAGUGUACUUGCCUGGUGAAUCUGGAGAUGAUCUGGAAGUACCCGUUUCUUUCAACAGAUGCUUACCAAAUUCUAUGCCUAAGAACGUAAUUGUUAGAAGCAUCUAUGGAAACGUUUGGAAACUAGAGCUGAGGAAGUGUUGUGAUGGUAUCGAGAAAUUUCUUAUGGUUGAUGGCUGGAAGAGAAUCGUCAAGGGCGUAGAUUUGAAGGGAGGAGAGUUCUUGGCUUUCGAGUUUGAUGGCUCUCGGCUCUUCAAUUUCUGUAUUUACGACCAGGCGACGUGUAAAAGGCUUGGAAAUUCAGUGAAAACCAGAGAGAUCGAAGAUGAAUCUGAUGGUGAAGAUGAUCUCAUGAUAAUCAGUGAUGACGAUGAUGAUGAUCAAGAUUACGGUGACGGUGAUGAUGUUGAGGCUGCUGAUGUUGAGGCUGCUGAUGUUGAGGCUGAUGAUGAUGAUGAUGAUGAUGAUAAUGAGGAUCUUGAUGUUGAGGAUGAUGAAGAUGAUCAAAGACGGUAUCUGGAUGAUACUGAUAACCCGUCUUUUACUGUGAUCCUAAAUCCGAAGAAGAAAAGCCAACUGCGCAUCCCGGCACACGUCAUAAAAGACUAUAACUUGAACUUCCCUGAGCGUGUAACUGUCGUCGACCCACUCGUAACUAAGUUCGGGACAAUGGAGAAGAUAAUAAAGGUUCAGAAAAACGGAAGUGUGUUUGUCAAGGGAUUUGGAGCUGUUUACAGAAGGAAUAAUGUGAAGACAACCGAUAGAUUGAUAUGUGAGGUGAAGAAGAGUGGUAGUGGUCUACACCACAAAAUGUAA
Eutrema salsugineum is the source of this 943-nucleotide messenger RNA. Its product is annotated as B3 domain-containing protein At5g60130-like. Bases 83 to 943 code for a protein of 286 amino acids. The record is from RefSeq and is a predicted model, not a curated record. Gene Ontology annotation, molecular function: DNA binding. Lineage: Eukaryota; Viridiplantae; Streptophyta; Magnoliopsida; Brassicales; Brassicaceae. The transcript is spliced from 5 exons.